Stylonychia lemnae is the source of this 783-nucleotide messenger RNA. The record is from the annotation of a GenBank genome assembly. Lineage: Eukaryota; Ciliophora; Spirotrichea; Sporadotrichida; Oxytrichidae.
AUGCCGUAGAUAAUAGACAAGGCUUAAGAAAAUGAUGUUCCGCAAUGGAAACUAAACCGUAUGCAAGUCUAAUAAGAUCCAUUUUACAAGUCAUUCUAUUCAAAAUUCUACAUUGAAAAAGAUGGAGUUAUCUCACUUUCACUCAAAGACUUGACGAUUAUAUGCAACAUGAUACUUACUGGCGCACUUUUGGGAAUGCUAUUUACAUCAUGUUAGACUGGUUUAUAUGUUUGUGAAUAUGGAAGUUUUCCUUACAUUUCUCAAAUUAUCAAAGAACCUAUUUAUGUGAGAAUCUAUAUUUUCUUGACUACUAUAUACAUGUUUGGAGUACACUAACUUAACAUCAGAGCUUUCCAUAAGAAGUUACAUGGCGUGAUCUCUAAAUUCCACAAUGAUAUGAUUAUGCACCUUGGUCUUAUCUCAACAGUAACUUUACCUUUGAUAGGUCUGUUUGAUAUGGAUUUAUUCCCUGCCUCCCAUGGUAUUUUUGCUCUAUAUUUUUUCUUGACCUUUGGAGGCUAUUGCAUUAUGCUGUCUUCAGCUCUUUCAACAAAUAUUGACAAGUUUCCAGAUUCUGAUCACUUUGGCAUCAUUAUUAUCAAAUAUGCAUCCUAUGGACUGUUUGUCACAAUCAUUACAUAUUUAGUAGCAUUUUCAUAUAUUCCGGUAGGCCCAACUGCUUACAUUGAGUGGUUCAUGGUCCUCUACUUAGUAAAUAUAUUCACCAUAGCUUCAUUCACUAAUCAGUAUUAUGACUCAGUCCAUGAUCCCGCUGUUGCCUGA